Carica papaya (papaya) is the source of this 2326-nucleotide messenger RNA. Its product is annotated as Protein kinase family protein. Gene Ontology annotation, biological process: protein phosphorylation. The record is from RefSeq and is a predicted model, not a curated record. Lineage: Eukaryota; Viridiplantae; Streptophyta; Magnoliopsida; Brassicales; Caricaceae. Gene Ontology annotation, molecular function: protein kinase activity; ATP binding; polysaccharide binding.
UUUCUUCACAACCUCUCUCUAUUUUUCUCUUCAUAUUUUCAACGUAUAUAACAAACAAAAUCACUGGAACCUCACCCACUCCAUACCCAUAACCCAACAUUGUCAUUCAUCAAUGGAGAUUAAGAAGAAGAAAAAUAAUGUCUUCCCAGUAUAUCCAGCCCUUCUUUUACUGACAAUACUCUCAUGCGCAGAGCUCGCAAUUUCCAUGCAACGUUGCGGCAACUGCGGCAGCUUUCCGGUCCCGUACCCACUGAGCACGGAGCCCAGUUGCGGCGACCAGUCCUACAAGAUCCGGUGCACCGCAGGCACACCCUUGUUCGAAGCUCUCAACUCGUCGUCCUACAGGAUCACGUCUAUCAAUCCCUUGACUCAGCGGAUCAUCAUCCAACCACCUGGGUUCGCCGGGAACACUUGCAUUUCUAGUGAUAUUAUCAGAAAAGGUUUCCAGCUUAAUGAGAGUCUUCCCUUUGACAUCGCCACUAGCAACACCAUCAUGUUGCUCAACUGUACGGGUAAUACGACGUCGAAGUUGCAGGGACAGGUGGAUUGUUCGCCGAGUAACGUGUGUCACAGCUACAUCGAGGAUAAUGCACCGGCGUGCAUCAAUGCUCCGGUGUGUUGUACGUUGAAGACCAGCGAGUCCCAGAGUGUGAUCAAGGUUGAGAGCGGAGGGUGCUUGGCGUAUCAGAGCUUUGCGAAUCUGAACCCUAAAGUUGGUGCAGCGGCAGGGAAGAAAUGGCCUGAGCCUGCGCUGGAAUUACAGUGGUCUUUGCCACCUGAACCGGUUUGCAAGAUUCCGAUGGAUUGCAGUGCGUUGUUGAAUUCAAAGUGUUUGUCUGAUCCUGCAAAUGUUUGGCAAAAGAGGUGCUACUGUAAUCCUGGGUUCAAGUGGGAUCCCAUUAAUGGACUCUGUCAAAGCGGGAAGUGUCAACACGGGAAACAUUGCAAGAAGAAGAAGAAGAAGAAGAAGACAGCAGUUUUUGCAGGUGCUGGCCUUGCUGGGGGUGGAAUUUUGCUAGCCGCCAUGGUAGGAAUCCUAGUGCAAAAGCAUAAACAGAGGGAGAAGAAAGAAACCCAGAGGAAUUUAGUGAAGAAGAGGGAAGAAAUUUUGAAUGCCAAAAACAAUGGGAAAUCAGCCAGGGUAUUUACAGGGAGAGAGAUAACAAGGGCAACUAACAACUUUUCCAAAGACAAUCUCAUAGGCUCUGGUGGGUUUGGGGAGGUGUUCAAAGGCGUUUUUGAGGAUGGAACCAUAACAGCAAUCAAGCGUGCCAAGCUGGGAAACACCAAGGGCACUGAUCAAAUCCUCAAUGAGGUUCGGAUUCUUUGUCAGGUUAACCACAGGAGCCUUGUAAGACUCCUUGGCUGUUGUGUUGAGCUUGAGCAGCCUCUAAUGAUUUAUGAGUUCAUUCCUAGCGGAACCUUAUUUGAGCACCUGCAUUGCCAAUUCUCCGGCAAACGAGCUCCUCUCAGCUGGCAGUGCCGCCUACGCAUUUCCCACCAGACUGCAGAGGGUCUUGCUUAUCUCCACUCUGCAGCUGUGCCGCCCAUUUACCAUCGUGACGUGAAAUCAAGCAACAUUCUGCUUGAUGAGAAAUUGAAUGCUAAAGUUUCUGAUUUUGGGCUGUCUAGGCUGGUUGAGAUAACCGAAACAAACAAUGACAGUCACAUCUUCACUUGUGCACAAGGAACUCUAGGAUACCUUGACCCUGAAUAUUACCGCAACUUUCAGCUCACGGAUAAGAGUGACGUUUAUAGCUUCGGAGUUGUUUUGCUGGAGCUACUCACAUCAGAGAAGGCUAUUGAUUUUAAUAGAGAAGAAGAACACGUAAACUUGGUGGUGUAUAUCAAAAAGGUAAUGGAUGAGGAGAGGCUGAUGGAGGUUGUUGAUCCAGUCAUCAAGAAGGGAGCUACAAAGUUAGAACUGGAAACAAUGAAGUCAUUAGGAUUGCUGGCAGCAUCAUGCUUGGAUGAACGCAGGAAGAAUCGGCCUUCGAUGAAAGAAGUUGCUGAUGAAAUAGAAUAUAUUAUUAGCAUUGUCAGAGGAGAGGUUUCUGAAGCCUAGUUCUGAGGAAAAACGUAGCAAGGAAUAACCUAGGUGUACGUAUCAUCAGUACAUGAACUCCUAAUCAAUUUUCCAAUGAUUCUCCAAAGUUUCUAAUGAUUUGGACCAUUUCUUUCCAUCAAAAUGGACCAAUUUGAGGUCCCUAGAGGUUCUCUGUUAAAACCCAACUAUGCUAACAGAACCAGAGUUCCUGUAUUCCCAGACUUUAUGUUCACAUACACUCAAUUUGAGUAUCAUUAACUUAAAAGCAAAAUAAAGCAC